GGAAAAGGCAUUAUAGAAAGACCUCCAAGGUUUAUUUCUCCUCUGUCUUCUUUCACCCUAAGACCUCCAAGGUUCCUGUUGAGAGCUCUUAAUUCUGGACAAACAGCUUGCUCUUGUGCUAUUCGCCUGGGAAAGUAACGACCUUACUUUCUGCAGUUGGGGAUUUGAAGAAGAGUCCGGAUAGCUCUACCUCUACUUUCGGUUGUGCCCUCAAAGUGAAAUUAGACAGAUGGCCGGUGGCAGUGGUUCAGCGAGCACUUCAAUUGAUAUUGAAGAGCUUUUGAAAGACUUUCCAGAUAGAAUGCAAACGACCUUGCCGGAAGAGAUGUGUAUCUACCAUGUCCCGGUAGACAUUCGUCAAGUAAAUAAAGAUGCCUAUACCCCUCAGGUGAUUUGUAUAGGCCCAAUUCACCAAAAGAAUGAAAACCAAUUUAUGAAAGAACUGAAGCGAAGAUAUUUCAAACAAUUCCUUGACAGACUGCCCGUGGGAAAACGGAAACCGGUUCUGGAGGACCUUGUGGAGACCAUUAAAGGUCGUGUAGAUAAAAUCCGCAAUUGUUAUGAAGAUGCUGCAUAUGAACUUUGCAAGGAUCCAAAAGGUUGUGAAUUUAAAAUCCACAAUUGUUAUGAAGAUGCUGCAUUUGAACUUCGCAAGGAUCCAAAGGAUCGUGAAGUUGAAAUCCUCGAUUGUUCUGAAGAUGAUUCUUCUAAACGUUGCGAGGAUCAAAAGGUGUUUUGGAAGAUGAUUCUAUGGGAUGCUGUAUUCAUCUUUGAGCUCUUCUUGAAGAAUAGAGAAUUUAAGGAAGAUAAAAAAUCUCAAGGCAAAGAAGAUACAGAGAAAUACCAGGAGAAAUACCAGGAGAAAUAUAAGUACGAUUAUAUAAUAGCUAAACCCUGGCUGAGAUCUGCUGUGCAACGGGACCUGAUAUUACUCGAGAAUCAGCUGCCGUUCUUUAUUCUUCAAGUUUUAUAUGGUAUUGUCUCCAAAUAUAAUAUAACCGGUUACUCUUGUCCACCUAAAACCGGUUGCUCUUGUCUACCUGAAACCGAUAAAACCUGUUGUUCUUGUCUACCUGAAACCGAUUGCUGUUGUCCAUGUAUAGCUUUCCGGGAACUUACUUGCACGUUCUUUAAGAAGUACAACAAGAACAAGAACAAAACCAGUCCUGAGAAACCAUUACAUUUCACUGAUCUGGUAAGAUCUUUUUUUCUUCCCAAAGACCUAAACACCAAAGAUCCAAACCCAAAAGACCCAAGUAGUCAGACAAUUAAAAAACAUUACAGAGCAACUAGGCUGCACCAAGCAGGAAUGAAGUUCAAGCCAAAGAAGCCAGUUGAAUAUAACAUAAAAUCAUGGACGGAUCCGGAAGAUGAUUCUAUCGAGAAAGGUAAGUUAUAUCUUCCAACCCUUGAGAUUGACGAUCAUACUGAAUGUCUCUUUCGAAACCUGAUGGCGCUGGAGCAGUGUCAUUAUCCUUAUGAAGCGUUCAUCUGCGGGUAUGUUAUAUUCUUGGAUUUUCUUGUGGAUACCAAAGAAGAUGCAGAUUUGCUCAUUAAAAGUGAAGUUAUUGUUAAUAUGCUUGGAGAAAGUGAUGGCGUGGCUAAGCUGAUUAACAAACUUUGCCAAGGAAUCGCAGAAGUCUCUUCGUGCUAUAACAGGCUCGCCCAAGCUUUAGAUAAAUACUAUGACAGCCGGUUUAACAAGAGAAAGGCCUACCUCAGAAGACAUUAUUUCAAGAAUGUUUGGAUAGGCACUGGAACCGUUGUUGGAUUGAUCGUCCUGUUCAUCACUUUGGGAAACUUUGUUCGAUCUUUUUUUUAGUACUCAAGGUUCGAUUGCUUCAGUGUCUGUACAAUUCCUCCUUUCCUUUUCUGUGGCUAAUAAAUUUUACUUCACUUGUUUGAUUGUAAAAAUAAAAGAAUAAUCAUCAGUAUUGUACUUUGUUGUAAUCAACUUUAAGGAAUGUUAUCUAGUGUGUCUAUGUACUUUUGUA
Molecule: messenger RNA, 1994 nt
Organism: Populus trichocarpa (black cottonwood)
Lineage: Eukaryota; Viridiplantae; Streptophyta; Magnoliopsida; Malpighiales; Salicaceae
Product: UPF0481 protein At3g47200
Exons: 3
Coding region: 230-1822 (530 amino acids)
Source: RefSeq, a predicted model, not a curated record